Messenger RNA from Dama dama (fallow deer), 4397 nucleotides. Its product is annotated as zinc finger protein 665-like. Bases 219 to 3122 code for a protein of 967 amino acids. NCBI's taxonomy places the organism in Eukaryota, Metazoa, Chordata, Mammalia, Artiodactyla, Cervidae. Gene Ontology annotation, biological process: regulation of DNA-templated transcription. The record is from RefSeq and is a predicted model, not a curated record. The transcript is spliced from 4 exons.
AGUGCAGGUUCCAGCUUAGCGUGAGUUUCUGACUUUGGAGUCGGACCUGCCUCUCGCAGUCUCCUUUCUUUGUAUCCCGGGCCUGAGGGUCGCUACUGACUCUAAAUCCCCGCUCCCGCCCCACCACCCCAAGCAAAUUCAGACGUCUCGACCUCUGAAGACUUGUGCUGCCUGAGGAAGCCCAGAAGAGGAGGAAGAGGAAAGAACAGGAGUCAGGCAUGGCUCUCUCUCAGACACAGUUGACCAUCGAGGAUGUGGACAUCAAGUUCACUCCAGAGGAGUGGGAAUGCCUCGACCCUGCUCAGAGGGCCUUGUACUGGGAUGUGAUGGAGGAGACCUACAGGAACCUGCUGUCUGUGGGUUCGUCUUGUAUACAUGUGACCAAGAAAUUACAAGCAAAAGAAAACAGUGGAAAAGGAGAAAUUUUGCAAAGAGUGAUGUUUGGAAGAGCUGAAACCUAUGAAACCAAAGAUUUUUUCCUCGGGAAGAUAGAGGAAACUGUGCAUGGUUUUGAGAGUCUGUGGACAGAUGAUGAAAGAAGUGACAAAGGAAUGUCUAUGUCCCAUAACAGAAAUCUCACUGGUGGAAGAGAUCAUCAGAGUAGAAAGGAUGUAGGAGAUAAGCCUGUUGAAAUGCACAGAUCAAGCUUUCAUGAUGAAUUGCAGAUGCUUCAGUCUGAAGGGACAGUUUUUGAAUGUAGUCAAAUUGUGACGAAUAUCAACAGUAGUGCCUCAGGUUUGCCACCUCAGAGAACUCGUAGUGUCUGCAAAGGCAUUUCUCAUAAACAUGAGAGUGCUGUUAUGCAUCCCUCAGAACUGGCACCAGACCAGGAAUCACAGAAGAAAAAAUCUUACAAAUGUGAUGAGUGUGAUAUAAUGUUUCUUCAGGACUCAGAAUUCACUAGACAUCAAAGAAUCCAUACAGGAAGAAAACCAUAUAAAGAUGACGUGUGUGGCAAGGCCCUUAAUGUGAGCCUUGCAGUUCAUCGAACAAAUCAUACUGGAGAGAAGCCAUAUACAUGUGAUGUGUGUGGAAAGGCCUUUACUCGCAGAGAAAGCCAUGCACUUCAUCAGAUGCUUCAUACUGGAGAGAAACCAUAUAAAUGUGAUGUGUGUGGAAAGGCCUUUACUUACAAAAAAAGCCAUGCACUUCAUCAGACCCUUCAUACUGGAGAGAAACCGUAUAAAUGUGAUGUAUGUGGCCGUGGCUAUACUCGAAAGUCAAAACUUGAAAUUCAUCAGAGAAUUCAUACUGGAGAGAAUUCUUAUAAAUGUGAUGUAUGUGGCUGUGGCUUUACUGGAAAGAGACAUCUUGGAAGUCAUCGGAGAAUUCAUACUGAAGAGAAACCUUACAAAUGUAGUAGCUGUGACAAAUGUUUUUUUACACUGUCAUCCUUAAAUAUACAUCAGGCAGUUCAUACAGGUGAGAAAGCAUGUAAAUGUAAUUUAUGUGGCAAAAUAUUCAGUUCCAGGGGUAAAUUUGCAGUUCAUCAGAGAACUCAUACUGGAGAGAAACCAUAUAAAUGUGAUACAUGUGGAAAGGCCUUUGCUCGCAAAGAUAGCCAUGUACUUCAUCAGAUCCUUCAUACUGGAGAGAAACCAUAUAAAUGUGAAGUAUGUGGCCGUGGUUAUACUCGAAGCACACAACUUGCAAUUCAUCAGAGGGUUCAUACUGGAGAGAAACCAUAUAAAUGUGACAUAUGUGGCAAGGCCUUUAUUAUAAGUGGAAGCCUUACAUCUCAUCGGAAAGUUCAUACCAGAGAGAAACCAUAUAAAUGUGAUGUAUGUGGCAAGGCCUUUAGUGUAAAUGGAAGCCUUACAUCUCAUCGGAAUAUUCAUACUGGAGAGAAACCAUAUAAAUGUGAUGUAUGUGGUAAGGCCUUUAGUGUAUAUGGAAGCCUUACAUAUCAUCGGAAAAUUCAUACUGGAGAGAAACCAUACAAAUGUGAUGUAUGUGGUAAGGCCUUUAGUGUAAAUGGAAGACUUAAAUCUCAUCAGAAAACUCAUUCUGGAGAGAAACCAUAUAAAUGUGAAGUAUGUGGCAAGGCCUUUAGCUUCAAUGCAAGCCUUGCAGUUCAUCAGACCCUUCAUACUGGAGAGAAACCGUAUAAAUGUGAUGUAUGUGGUCGUGGCUAUACUCGAAAGUCAAAACUUGAAAUUCAUCAGAGAAUUCAUACUGGAGAGAAUUCUUAUAAAUGUGAUGUAUGUGGCCGUGGCUUUACUGGAAAGAGACAUCUUGGAAGUCAUCGGAGAAUUCAUACUGAAGAGAAACCUUACAAAUGUAGUAGCUGUGACAAACGUUUUUUUACACUAUCAUCCUUAAAUAUACAUCAGGCAGUUCAUACAGGUGAGACAGCAUGUAAAUGUAAUUUAUGUGGCAAAAUAUUCAGUUCCAGGGGUAACUGUGCAGUUCAUCAGAGAACUCAUACUGGAGAGAAACCAUAUAAAUGUGAUAUGUGUGGAAAGGCCUUUACUCGCAAAGAUAGCCAUGUACUUCAUCAGAUCCUUCAUACUGGAGAGAAACCAUAUAAAUGUGAAGUAUGUGGCCGUGGUUAUACUCGAAGCACACAACUUGCAAUUCAUCAGAGGGUUCAUACUGGAGAGAAACCAUAUAAAUGUGACAUAUGUGGCAAGGCCUUUAUUAUAAGUGGAAGCCUUACAUCUCAUCGGAAAGUUCAUACCAGAGAGAAACCAUAUAAGUGUGAUGUAUGUGGCAAGGCCUUUAGUAUAAAUAGAAGCCUUACAUCUCAUCGGAAAGUUCAUACUGGAGAGAAACCAUAUAAAUGUGAUGUAUGUGGCAAGGCCUUUAGUGUAAAUGGAAGCCUUACAUCUCAUCGGAAUAUUCAUACUGGAGAGAAACCAUAUAAAUGUGAUGUAUGUGGUAAGGCCUUUAGUGUAAAUGGAAGACUUAAAUCUCAUCAGAAAACUCAUUCUGGAGAGAAACCAUAUAAAUGUGAAGUAUGUGGCAAGGUCUUUAGUUUCAAUGCAAGCCUUGCAGUUCAUCGGAGAAUUCAUACUGGAGAGAAACCAUAUAAGUGUGUUGUGUGUGGAAAGGCCUUUAGACAAACUUCAUCCUUUGCAGUUCAUCGAAGAAUUCAUUCUGGAGAGAAACUGAGAGGGUAACAUGCAGGAAGGACAGGGGUCUCCAAACAGAGGAAAUAGGCUGCAAGUCUCUCUUAAAAUUCUGUGUUGCUAUAAUGACACCUGGUUCCCCCUGAACUUAAUUUUUCUCUAAUCUCGAGCUAAACCUCAAGCAUUUUUCUUACGGAAAUGUUUUUCUUAAGCUAUGUUAAUGAAACUAUGUAUUUGCUUUGGAAUUGGCCUUUCUUCAAAAUGAUCCCUCCUAAGACUGUCAUCAAAUUUGACUGUCAUCAUACCAUGGGCUGAUGAUAGCUCAACAAAACAGUAUUUGUAUCAGUUGUUUUAUGGCUGGGGGAUGACACAUCUAUCUCAAAAUUUUUGCCAUCCUAUCUCAAAAAUGCAUAUUGUGGGAAAGGGGCCUGCUGAAACUCCCUCAGCCUUGAGGUGUCGCUCUUAUCUGAUGAAUAACUUUCUAACCAACAUAAAACAGCUUGCUAAAACUCGCAGGGGGGCACUCUCCAUCCCCCUUCUGACGUCUAUGUUGGAAGCUUUCUCUGUCCCUUUUUCACUUUAAAAACUCUGCUACACAAAAGCUCUUGAAUGAUCAAGCCUGGUCCCUGGUCCCAAAGCUAAAUCUUCAUUGGAGAUCAUGAAUCCCACACUAGUCACAAUAAGUUAUCAAAACCUUACAAAUGUAAGAGUUGUGACAAAGGUUUUAGUGCACAGUCAGCCUUAACUCACCAUCAGGCAGUUCAUCCAGGAAAGAAAGCAUAGAAAUGUGAUGUAUGGCUGGUACUUGAAAUGACCAUCAUAGGAAGCAUCAGAUAAUUCAUAGUGGAGAAAACUGUUACAAAUGGAACAACUGUGAGAAACAGUGCAAAUGUAAUGAGUGUGGCAAAGCCUUUAGUUAGAGUUCAGGCCUUAUAAUUCAUCAGGGUAUUCAUACUGUAUAGAAAGCAUACAAAUGAAAUGAAUGUGGCAAAGCUUCUAUUUCAUGUUCAGCCUUAACUGACCAUUGGGCAGUUCAUACAGGAGAGAAACUGAAGAGGAAAAGUUAAAAUUUUACCUCCUUCUCCUUUUGCCUCUAACUCAGCUUGCUUCUUGCAAAGUCUAGAUCACGUAGGUCUCAGAAAGUGGGGACUCACAAUACUAGUAACUGGAGCUUAUCCCAUUCACCCUUGUCUUGCUGUUUGGACUCACCCUAGCCCCUGCAAACCUGCUUAAUCAUGCCUGUCCCUGUAUAAAAACUCUGUAACCCCUUUGUUCGGGGCUCAGAGCUUGGAGUGUUAACUCCUCUGGGCCCACCAGCGUAAUAAA